This is a messenger RNA of Echinops telfairi (small Madagascar hedgehog), 2423 nucleotides long. RefSeq names its product EBF transcription factor 2 (gene EBF2). The record is from RefSeq and is a predicted model, not a curated record. The transcript is spliced from 18 exons. NCBI's taxonomy places the organism in Eukaryota, Metazoa, Chordata, Mammalia, Afrosoricida, Tenrecidae. Gene Ontology annotation, molecular function: DNA-binding transcription factor activity, RNA polymerase II-specific; RNA polymerase II cis-regulatory region sequence-specific DNA binding. The coding region runs from base 262 to 1920 and encodes 552 amino acids. Gene Ontology annotation, biological process: regulation of transcription by RNA polymerase II.
GAGGCGGCAGAUCUGAACUUGCGGCGGAUAAAACACCAACUUUGAAUACUGCCGCCACCACCCCGCGCGUGCAGCAGAACUGAAUUUUUUCCCGGUACUUCUUUUUCUUCUUCUCCGAGCGAGACCGAAACUUCAAGAAGCACUUGAUCCCUUUUCUUGGAUUGUUUUGGAGGAAGAAGGUUUGGUGGCAGCGUUGGGAACAACCCGGACUGGUGUGGUGCUCUUGUUUUUAACGCGGCAGGAGAGGACCAGACUUUUUAAAUGUUUGGGAUUCAAGAUACUUUGGGAAGAGGACCAGCUCUGAAAGACAAAUCGCUGGGCGCUGAGAUGGAUUCGGUCAGGUCCUGGGUCCGGAAUGUCGGCGUGGUGGACGCCAACGUCGCGGCGCAGAGCGGGGUCGCCCUGUCUCGGGCCCACUUCGAGAAGCAGCCUCCUUCCAACCUGAGGAAAUCGAACUUCUUCCACUUCGUGCUGGCGCUCUAUGACAGGCAGGGGCAGCCUGUGGAGAUCGAGCGCACAGCUUUCGUGGACUUUGUGGAGAACGACAAAGAACAAGGCAACGAGAAGACCAACAAUGGCACCCACUACAAAUUACAGCUCCUGUACAGCAACGGCGUCCGCACCGAGCAGGACCUCUACGUGAGGCUCAUCGACUCGGUCACCAAGCAGGCUACUGUUUAUGAGGGACAGGAUAAAGGGGAGAAGUCGUGUUUGAUAUUAUUGGGCCAGGAAGGCUUAUGCAGAUUCUUUUUAAAAUUUUUUCUCAAGUGCAAUCAGAAUUGUUUGAAAACAGCCGGGAACCCCAGGGACAUGAGACGGUUUCAGGUUGUAUUGUCAACAACCGUGAAUGUGGAUGGACAUGUGCUAGCUGUCUCCGACAACAUGUUUGUUCAUAACAACUCUAAGCAUGGACGAAGAGCAAGAAGACUCGACCCUUCGGAAGCUACCCCCUGCAUCAAAGCCAUCAGCCCAAGCGAAGGCUGGACCACAGGAGGAGCCAUGGUCAUCAUCAUUGGGGAUAACUUCUUUGAUGGUCUCCAAGUGGUGUUUGGGACCAUGCUGGUAUGGAGCGAGCUGAUCACUCCUCAUGCCAUCAGAGUGCAGACCCCUCCUCGACACAUCCCUGGAGUGGUGGAAGUGACCUUAUCUUACAAAUCCAAACAGUUCUGCAAAGGAGCCCCUGGCAGGUUCAUUUAUACAGCAUUAAAUGAACCCACCAUAGAUUACGGCUUUCAAAGGCUGCAGAAAGUCAUCCCAAGGCAUCCUGGAGACCCUGAGAGGUUAGCCAAGGAAAUGCUGCUGAAAAGAGCUGCCGAUCUAGUGGAAGCCCUCUAUGGCACACCACACAAUAACCAGGACAUCAUUCUGAAACGAGCCGCAGACAUUGCUGAAGCCCUCUACAGCGUCCCCAGGAAUCCCAGCCAGAUCCCCGCUCUCUCCAGCUCUCCGGCUCACAGCGGCAUGAUGGGGAUCAAUUCUUAUGGCAGCCAGCUUGGGGUCAGCAUCUCAGAGUCAACCCAGGGAAAUAAUCAAGGAUACAUUCGCAACACAAGCAGCAUCUCUCCUCGGGGAUACUCUUCCAGCUCCACACCUCAGCAGUCUAAUUACAGUACCUCCAGUAACAGUAUGAAUGGCUACAGCAACGUCCCCAUGGCCAACCUGGGCGUUCCAGGGUCACCAGGCUUUCUCAACGGCUCACCCACAGGCUCCCCUUAUGGAAUCAUGUCCUCGAGCCCCACCGUCGGCUCUUCCAGCACGUCCUCCAUCCUCCCGUUUUCCUCGUCAGUUUUCCCUGCCGUCAAGCAGAAGAGUGCCUUUGCUCCCGUCAUCAGGCCCCAAGGCUCCCCGUCGCCAGCCUGCUCCAGCGGCAAUGGGAAUGGAUUCAGAGCCAUGACCGGCCUUGUGGUUCCACCGAUGUAAAGAAGAGGAAGAACUGCUUGUUUAUAGCACAGAACUACUUCUGCUGAUGGACUGAUAUCGAGGAAAGCACGAGGAGCCCUUUGGGAACGUCAUACCCCAAAUGAAUGUGACGGACAGGUGUGGGUAUGCCAGGAGCCUUCAUUUGACUGGGUCUCACCUUUCUUCUGUAGCUGCGACGGUGGCUACACAAACUGACCUUCUUGUGGACAAGGACAAAAAAAUGAUGUCGUUGACAUGGUCAGUGUGCUAAGAGCAGAAAUGCUAUCCUUUGUUAUGAACAUUACAAAAACCACCUUCCUCUGUUUGUAAAAUAUUGAAGAAAAAAAUUGGCAAACAAUUCAUGCUUAAUAUUUUGGAUACUAUUUGUUUUUCUUUGUAGGAAAAAAAAAGUUGAAAGUUUCUAUUUUCUAUGAAUCCUUUCAGAUACCAAUUUAGUUUAUGCAGAAAAAAAAUUGAACAAAACAGGGUACCAGCAUGGCAGACUUUCUUAAAACAAAACCUGA